Molecule: messenger RNA, 2106 nt
Organism: Mesocestoides corti
Lineage: Eukaryota; Metazoa; Platyhelminthes; Cestoda; Cyclophyllidea; Mesocestoididae
Source: the annotation of a GenBank genome assembly
AUGCGAGACCACCUGGCCUCAGCCAAUCCUGUGUCGCUCUGCGUUCCAAUGGCAUGCGAGGGCUCGGGGAAUCUACAUAGCGGCGUGACAGAUAGCAGCCAUAUUGGUGUUAAUCCACUGGUCGAAGGUGAAAAGCACGCCAUGUUGGCGACAUCAUGGGACCGGGGGUGCGACUUCUGGCCGUGUGGAGUCACGUGGGCAUUAAAUGACGCGCCGCGGACUGAGAGCCAAUCCGCUCACGAGUUUUCUUUCUCCAUUGCAGCGCCCCGAAACGGACCAAUGGGAGAACAGGACGACGACUACAAGGAUAAAUACAGACCCUGUUUUCCCUUUUACGCCCGACCUGGUGAAGAGCUCCGAGGUGCCCGUGGUCCAUAUCGCCAAGUUUCGGCUAUUUCGUCUACUGUCAGCCAACUUAUCAAGAUGAUUGAGCGACAUUCCCUUUCUGAGGUUAAGUAUAUUCAAACAUGUGAGGAAAUUGGACCGAACAUCCUAAGUGGGGCCUCGACAAUAGCAAAAAUGGCGAUAUGUCUCAGUUGGUCAAAAGCCGAUGGCGAAAAAUGCGUUCGGUGUUCAGGGCUGAUUGCGUUAACUGAACCCAAACCCAAGCCAGUCGAUGUCACCACAGUGCUCGACCUUUUGAAUAAUCAGCAUCUCAAUGCCAAGGGGCCAUUUGCCCUUCAUGUUGCUCAACACCUGUCUUGGGAUGUUUGUAGCAACGGUGAAAUUCGUCACUUCAUAGAAUCUCUUUUGGACCUACUUCAAAGUGUUGAUCCUCUAUCUGUAACAAUGCUAAGUGAUAUUUUCACCGAGGUCUGUAGCCGCCUCCUUUCUCGUGACCCGUCUCACUGGGCUCCCCUACACCGCUUGCUGCUCGACCGACUCUCUCUUAACUCCGAUCCAGACUCGUCUGCAUACCAGGAGACCUGUCUCCUAGCCGUGGGCGGUCUUGGUAGACAGCUAGCAGCUGGCAUCCAGAAUACGGACCCCCUUAUUCUUAUGGGUACUUCCGCUGAUCCCAAUGGUUCAUCUGGAAGAAGGAGAACUUUAACAACCUCGCGGAAAAGUUGUCCUGGUGCUGAUUUGGCUAAAUUCGACGCUUCAUGUGGUGGUGAUGGAUGUCAACAAGAAUUUAUUUACUAUGACCUCUUAAAGGAGACCGUGGCAGUUCUUUGCCGCCUUGGAAUCGUUAAUCGGCAUUGGCAUAGCCUCGUGGGCGAGACUUCAAUUCAGAUUGAUAAACUCUCAGGUAUCUUAGAUUCAACCACAGCGUUUCUUCUUCGCAAUGCGAAAAGACAGAUUGCAAGGGUUCUCGUGGAACAUUUGGAUCCUUCGGUCUCCCAGGCUUUCGAAACUGUUGCUCGUAUUUUUCGGUUAGAUAAGUUGCACGUAAUUCGAGAACUCACCGGGCCCGUCUUCACAUUUCUUGUCAUUAAAGGGACUCAGGAAAGUCAUAUGCGCAUUCGGGAGUUGGUCGAACUUAGCUCAUGCUUAACCAGUACGCAGGAAUACGUUGCAAAAGUAACUCAACUUUGUAUUCUACCGGACGCACUUGUCUACAUUUUCACGCACCUUAGCGAGCAUAGACGAAUCGAAGCUCUGAAAUUUCUUGAGGCUCACCUCGGCAUAUCAAUAGAACAGGUGACUCGGAUGAAUGACGUCUCGCGACUGCUGCACCAAUUUGUCCUCUGCCUUUACCCCCAUCGUGCUGAGGCGUGUAUAGGGCUCCGUUUUCUCGUCAACAAGGCAUUGUGCCCUCAGACUCGACCCGUACAUGGGCUCCUACUCCAACAGCGUCAGAAUGCAGAUGUUCAGGCUGAGUCCUCUGCCUCUGAUGUCACACCAAACGGAAUGGGGGUAUUUCUUCAGCAGCACCUGUGUGGUAUUUUGGCUUUCUUCGACAGUCGUCUCCUGGAUGACGAAUCACCGCUGGAAGAGCGAAGACGCUGUCUGUUGAGUUUGGUCAUUUUUAUGGAUCUUGUUGGGAGUCAACCAGUCUCACGAAUGCGCGCCAAGUUUAUUGCUACUCUCAAGCUUUGUCUCCGUUACAAGUUCGUCGAAUCGAAGACGGUCGUCCAUUUAUGGACCUUGUUCCUCAAGAUGUAG